AUGGCGACCAAUGGUCAUUUCGCCUCGAUUGGCGUCGACAAUGACAAGACAGCGUACGAACAUGGUGUGCAAGUAAUAGACGAGAAUAAGGAGUUCAACCCCAAUAUUUCAAAAUAUCUGAGCCUCGAAAAUGUCACUCCUGCUGGUUUCAACUAUCAUCUCAUUUCCGUCUUUGGUUCGCAGUCGACUGGCAAGUCCACGCUGCUGAACCAUCUCUUCGGCACGCACUUCUCCGUCAUGUCCGAUUCGGAGCGACGCCAGACAACCAAGGGUAUCUGGAUGUCGAAGAACAAGAAUGAAGGGGAGGCCGCCCCGAACCAAACUCUGCGCAUGGCGGAUAACAUUCUCGUCAUGGAUGUUGAAGGAACGGAUGGUCGUGAGAGAGGAGAAGACCAGGACUUUGAGCGCAAAAGUGCUCUGUUCGCCCUUGCUACGAGUGAGGUGCUUAUUGUGAAUAUAUGGGAACAUCAAGUUGGCCUGUACCAGGGCGCGAAUAUGGGUCUGUUGAAGACAGUCUUCGAGGUCAAUCUGCAGCUCUUCCUGAAGGACAAGAACACCACUCACCGAUCACUUCUCUUCUUUGUGAUCCGUGAUUUUGUUGGCACAACGCCUCUUAAAAAUCUACAGAAGACAUUGAUGGAAGACAUGUCUCGCCUCUGGGAGUCUAUUUCGAAGCCUCCUGGCCUUGAAAACUCCAGUGUUCAUGAUUAUUUCGAUUUUCAAUUCUAUGGACUCCCUCACAAAAGCUACCAACCCGAGCAAUUUGUUACCGAGACUAAGAAGCUUAGCUUGCGAUUCCGCGAAGGCCAAAGAGACCCCAGUAUGGAUGCGCGGAGAGGCGAGUUCUCCGAGGGAGGAGUCUUCCUUCCGGAAUAUCAUCGGCGGAUCCCCGCGGACGGAUUUUCACGAUACGCAGAGGGCAUUUGGGACCAGAUCGUGAAUAACAAGGAUCUCGACCUGCCUACGCAACAGGAGCUACUUGCACAAUUCCGCUGCGACGAGAUCUUGAGAGAAGUGAUGAUAGCUUUUGAUGAAGCUAUUCUCCCAUUUGAGGAGAAGCAGUCACAAGCCACUCGUCUUGGUGAGCCGGAGGUGCUUGGCGGUUUGGGUGCUGCGAUGCGAUCAUCACGGGCCAAAGCUGUCAAGAACUUCGAGACAGAAGCCAGCAGGUAUCACAAAGGUGUCUACCAGCGCAAACGGGCGGAGCUUGAAAACAAAGUCGAUACCCGUCUGAAAGCUCUUCUACAAGGUCAACUUAACGCCGCACACAAGUCGGGUAUCAACGAAUUCAGUGAGGCAGUCUCCUCCGCUGUGAAGUCAGGCCAAAAGCAGGGUACUGGUUACGACUUUGCUGAAAUUGUCAAUGAAGAGGCGAAGAAAGCCAUGGCCAAGUUUGAAGAUGUGGCGCGCUCAACUGUGGUGGAAGGCACCACUUGGAGUGACUAUAAGCAAGAAAUGGCCUUGUAUGAAAAGGAACUAGCGGAAGUUAGCGGAAGAUUACGCAGAGAGGAGAUGCGUCGCUUGGCCAAUCGCGUUGAAAGAUGGGUUCAGUCACGUCUGGGAGAGUCGAUCGGGCUUGAGUUCAACGCUUUGGGAUCUGGACGCGCAGGAGGAGGUGCUCCGGAAACAGGCGAGAGGCCUCUUGAGAAGGCUUUCUGGGAUCGUGUGUGGAACGUUUUCGUGGAGACGGUGCUUGAUGCCGAGCGUAGGUUCACGGACCGCGCCAGCAGCUUUGAUGCCAGUUUGGAGGAAGUGGAUGUCGGUCUCUGGAGGCUCCGGAGGAAGUCCUGGGGUGUCUUGCGCGCCAAGAUCGAUGAAGAGAUGACGGAGGGCAAUCUUUUGCUGAAACUGCGUGAGAACUUUGAGGACAAAUUCCGUUAUGAUGAUGCUGGGGUACCCAGGAUCUGGCGACCAACCGAUGAUAUUGAAGGCAUCUAUACCCGCGCACGCGAAUCAACCCUGACUUUGAUCCCCCUUCUUUCGCGCUUCCGCCUGGCAGAGACGUCGUCCCCGCCCCCUCUUGAUCGCUGGAUAGGCCACACUCCAAGCUCUGCCACUCCGGCAGAUGAGGAAGAUUUACCGCCCAUCGGCGGUGUCGAUGAGGAAGAGGGCAAGAGCUUGGACGAAGAGAUGACGAUUCUCAGUGAGGCUAAGCGUCAAGAGCUCACUGUCAGAUUCAAGAAAGCCGCAGACGGAGUUUAUGUCGAGGCUAAGAGAAGUGCUAUUGGCGGCAUGACUCAGGUACCCUUGUACUUCUACGGUCUUCUCCUUGCCCUUGGAUGGAACGAGAUCAUCGCAGUGCUUCGUAAUCCGGCCUAUUUCUUCCUCCUGUUUGUCUGUGCCGUGGGCGCCUAUGUCACUUAUCAGCUGAACCUCUGGGGCCCGAUCAUCAAGAUGACUGAAGCCGCUUCGAGCCAGGCGCUGAUGGAGGGCAAGAAGCGACUGCGCGAGUUUCUUGAGUCUUCCGAUACCGGGCGGCAGGCCAUCGCGAUGUCGGCUGGUUCGGGGCGCUCUAGCGAGCAAUACGAGUUGUCCGAUCUAAGUAAGAAGGGCAAGGCAAGAACGUCAGCCGAUGAGGACAUGGACGACCUUUGA
Aspergillus viridinutans is the source of this 2595-nucleotide messenger RNA. RefSeq names its product dynamin-like GTPase SEY1 (gene sey1). Gene Ontology annotation, molecular function: GTP binding; GTPase activity. The transcript has 4 exons. Gene Ontology annotation, cellular component: endoplasmic reticulum. Bases 1 to 2595 code for a protein of 864 amino acids. Gene Ontology annotation, biological process: endoplasmic reticulum membrane fusion. NCBI's taxonomy places the organism in Eukaryota, Fungi, Ascomycota, Eurotiomycetes, Eurotiales, Aspergillaceae. The record is from RefSeq and is a predicted model, not a curated record.